Messenger RNA from Drosophila ananassae, 3466 nucleotides. It is a transcript of the gene mus301, whose product is annotated as helicase POLQ-like. Gene Ontology annotation, molecular function: ATP binding; nucleic acid binding. The transcript has 7 exons. Bases 50 to 3199 code for a protein of 1049 amino acids. NCBI's taxonomy places the organism in Eukaryota, Metazoa, Arthropoda, Insecta, Diptera, Drosophilidae. The record is from RefSeq and is a predicted model, not a curated record.
UUGUAAACUUCGCUGCAACGGUCACACUGUUGAGCGCCAAGUUUCACGGAUGUCGAAUCAGCAAAAUCAAAACAAUGCCCCAAAUUGCAAUAAAAGAUGUUUAGAGCUGACCGAACACCCGGAAAGUCAAAGCCAUGCAAAGCGGCAGUGCAGCGAAAACCUCUUUUGGCCGGAUAGUGACGACGACAGCAUUUUUUCCAAUGCCAAGUUGGAAGACUUGCUUAGCGGGCGAAAUACGGAGCUCUUUGGCACCCAGGCCCAGACAAGCAGCGCCAGCAAGCUGCACCAGAGCGGAUCAGACGAUGGACUCUUCGGCGACACCUCGUUCCCGGCCACGGAGAAGCUACUGCCCACCCAAGAUCAUAAAGAGGCCGCUGACACAGGCGGCAACCAUCCAAUCGACCUGGCAGAGGGAGAUCCGGACUCGCUGUUCAAGAAGAUCAACCUAAACGAUCUGAGCAUAACAGAAAUGGAGGAUAUUUUCCAUGGCGCAGAGGAUUUCAGUGAGCCCCUCGUACAAAAUACCCAGAUUUUCUUAGAUGCAGUGGCUUUCAAAGUUCCCAAGACACCGGAGAAGAUUCCAGCGCGGCCCAUUGACGAGUCGAUUAUGUCCAAGUCGAUUUUGGAGGGUAUAGUCCAUGGAACUCAAUACGAGACUUGUGAGGCACUGAGGAAUAGAUCUAUUUUGGACCCUUCCAUCUGGGAAUCUCAAGCCUUUGCAGACUUUGAGAAGAAAACCGCAUCCAACCAAACAAAGGACACAUUUCCCAGCAAAGGUGACUUCUACGGACUUCCAGAGAAAGUUAAGAAGAUGAUUUUGGAGCACAAGGGCAUCAAGAGUCUAUAUGAAUGGCAGGACGAAUGCCUGAACCUACCUGCCAUAAAGCAGCGGAAAAACCUGAUAUAUGCUCUACCUACGAGCGGUGGGAAGACCCUGGUGGCCGAGAUUCUUAUGCUACGCGAACUUCUAUGUCGCGAACGGAACGUUCUGUUCAUUCUGCCAUAUGUUUCUAUUGUUCAAGAAAAGGUUAGUGCCAUGUCACCCUUUGCUAUCGACCUGGACUUCCUUGUGGAGGAAUACACCGCGGGCAAGGGAAAAUGUCCGCCUCAACCACGUCGCAAGAGGCGCAGUCUCUUCAUAGCUUCCAUAGAAAAGGGUGCAGUUUUAAUGGAUAGCUUGAUCGAUGUGGAAAGACCCCACGAAAUUGGCCUGGUAGUUGUGGAUGAACUGCAUUUAAUUGGAGAACGGGGAAGGGGAGCAACCUUGGAGGCUUUUCUCACCAAAGUAAUGUUUUUGAAUGCCAACAUACAAAUUGUGGGUAUGAGUGCCACGAUUGGAAAUCUAAGCGAAAUAUCUUCCUUUCUGAAUGCCGAUGUCUACACAAGGGGCUUUCGUCCCGUGGAACUGAAGGAGUAUAUAAAAUGUGGCCCUGAUUUGUUAGAAAUCCAUUCGGAAGGUCACACGCUGGAGGAGAUCUUUGUGCCCAGUCGAACCGUUGACUUUAAAUAUAGUGAAGCUGUGAAACGCGCGGAUCCCGACCAUUUGGCCGGCUUGGUUAGCGAAUGUGCUCCGGAAAACUGUUGCCUGGUUUUCUGCCCCAGCAGGAAAAACUGCGAAAAUGUGGCACUUCUACUUAGCCGCAUAGUGCCGAAACAAAAGUUCUUCGAACAUCGUCGGAGCGAGAAAGUGGAUCUAAUGGACGCCCUCGACAAGAUGUGUGGCAUUCUCAGCCCGGUGCUUGCCAAAACUCUACCAUAUGGCAUUGCCUACCAUCAUUCCGGGUUGACCACCGAUGAACGGAAGUACAUAGAAACUGCCUAUCGCUUCGGAGUGGUGACUGUAAUCUGCUGCACUUCAACCCUGGCUGCAGGGGUAAACCUUCCCGCUAAGCGGGUCAUAAUUAGAGCUCCCUAUGUCGGCCAGGAGUUCAUGACGCUGUGCAAGUACAAGCAAAUGGUGGGACGAGCUGGACGCGCAGGAUUGGGCGAGGCGGGUGAAAGUAUUCUAAUUGCCCAGAGCAGGGAUAACUUACAAGUCGGUCAGAUGCUUUUUUCGCCAAUGGACAAGGCUCUGAGCUCAAUGGAUCAGCAAGAGGCAGUGGGAUUACAGUCAUUAAUUCUCAGUGUGAUUGGUCUGAACCUGGCGGAAUGUCGUCGGGAUCUGAACCGUUUGGUGGACAGUACUCUGCUCUCCGUGCAGGCUGAUACCUUGAAUGUGGCCGUGGACAAAGUAGUGCUCCUUAUUCUGCGUGAGAUGUUCAAGAAGAAGGUGCUUCAGUUAAGCGAACCCGACUCCAAGUCAAAGAUCGAUUGCUCGGAGAUCAUAACAACCCAGGAUGCGAAUCAGAGCAACCGUCCUGCUGGAGAGCGACGCCUCCUCAUCGGCCAGUCUACGCGUUUCAAGUUAACCAGUAUUGGAAGAGCUGCCUUCAAGGCGGGCAUCGACUACAAGAAGGCCCAGGCCAUACACAAGGAGCUGAAGCAGGCCCAGCAGCAGCUCAUCCUGACCAACUACUCCCACCUACUGUACCUCGUCGUGUGCUUCAAUUCCAAUGAAAAGGGAGACGAACUGUUUCCUGCCAAUGCCAGCAUACUCUUUCGGGCCUAUACAUCUCUUCCGGUGGAGUCGCAGGCUCUCUUCAAGCAGCUGGGAUUCACCGAAGCUCAUGCAGCCAGGCUCCUGAAAACGCAAUCGGUGCAGGGCCCUCUAUCCGUACAACUUAAUCGCCUCUACAAGGUGCUUAUUCUGGAGGAUGUCUUGGAGCUGAUUCCGCUGCCCACUGUGGCCAACAAAUACAACGUGGAGCGCGGAACCUUGCAGCACCUGAUCAGCCAAUCAAUAGCUGCCUCCAGUGCAAUUGUCCGGCUCUGCGAGGAGAUGGAUGAGUUCUGGUGCUACAAGCCCUUGUUUGAGCGCAUUCUUCACAAAAUGGACCGAUGCGGCACAUACGAACUGGAGCCAUUGCUGGAACUGCCCGCUGUUAAAAUUAACCGUGCCAAGCAAUUGUAUGCCGCCGGCUUCAGAACCAUCGAAGAUAUAGCCAGAAUACCAGCUAUGACACUGGUCCAGUCCGUAGAGCACAUGCCUCUCAGAGUAGCAACCGAAAUUGUUUCUGCAGCUAAGAUCAUUCUUAUGAAAAAACUAGAUCACUUGGAAGAGGAAACGGAAAACCUGAAGGUGUGCCUGCAAAGAAAGUAGUAGAUUGGAGCAAUAGGAGAAACAUAAUUUAAGUUUUAUAUUUAUUUGAGUUUUUAUUUUGAUUGUUAUGCACUCCGACUUAAGUCUUGGAUCCUGGCUCUCCACAACGGACGCGAUCUCCGACAAAGCUUAAAUAUUACGGACAAUUCUUAUAAAAAUUGCAAUUUUAAAUUAAAUUUUUAGGUAUUUCGUUCUCACUAAAUGUACAUUAAACACUGUACGGCUGUCCGGCUGUUGUUGUUAACUGUUCCGUACUGUACUGUUGGA